Balaenoptera musculus (blue whale) is the source of this 627-nucleotide messenger RNA. RefSeq names its product phospholipase A2 group IB (gene PLA2G1B). The record is from RefSeq and is a predicted model, not a curated record. Gene Ontology annotation, molecular function: phospholipid binding; signaling receptor binding; calcium ion binding. Gene Ontology annotation, biological process: arachidonate secretion; fatty acid biosynthetic process; phospholipid metabolic process. The transcript is spliced from 4 exons. NCBI's taxonomy places the organism in Eukaryota, Metazoa, Chordata, Mammalia, Artiodactyla, Balaenopteridae. The coding region runs from base 93 to 533 and encodes 146 amino acids.
ACUACAGUCUUAUCUUGGGGCGGUGGGGCAGCUAUAAGAAGGGAGGCCAUGGGGACAUCAGUCUCUUCUCUUGCUCACCAACUGACAACAGGAUGAAACUCUUCGUGUUGGCUGCUCUGCUCACAGUGGGCGCUGCCCAGAGCGGCAUCAGCCCGCGGGCGUUAUGGCAGUUCCGCGGCAUGAUCAAGUGCGCGAUGCCCAGCAGUAAACCCUUGAUGGAUUUCAACAACUACGGCUGCUAUUGUGGCCUGGGUGGAUCAGGGACCCCUGUGGAUGAACUGGACACGUGCUGCCAGACACACGACAACUGCUACCUAGAAGCCAAGAAACUAGACAGCUGUACAUUCCUCCUGGACAAUCCCUACACCGAAAGCUACUCAUACUCGUGUUCUAACACUGAGAUCACCUGCAACAGCAAAAACGACGCCUGUGAGGCCUUCAUCUGCAACUGUGACCGCACUGCUGCCAUCUGCUUCUCAAAGGUCCCGUACAACAAGCAGCACAAGGACCUGGACACCGAGAAGUACUGUUAGGACUGAGUAUCGUCCCAGGAAAUUGUGAUUCCCUACCUGCCCCAUGGCUUUCACCUUACACCAUGCCCUCCAAUAAAGUAUCUUGUUGAAAGGC